This is a messenger RNA of Epinephelus fuscoguttatus (brown-marbled grouper), 6089 nucleotides long. It is a transcript of the gene arid4a, whose product is annotated as AT rich interactive domain 4A (RBP1-like). Gene Ontology annotation, cellular component: nucleus. Gene Ontology annotation, biological process: regulation of transcription by RNA polymerase II. Gene Ontology annotation, molecular function: transcription cis-regulatory region binding. The record is from RefSeq and is a predicted model, not a curated record. Bases 154 to 4341 code for a protein of 1395 amino acids. Lineage: Eukaryota; Metazoa; Chordata; Actinopteri; Perciformes; Serranidae. The transcript has 25 exons.
CAGCGCAACCAAUCGCGUGUCGGGAAACAGAGCUCGGGGCUCAACAGCUUGUUGUUCGUGUAUCGCUUUGCAACCCGAGCGAGAGGGGAAGCAGCCGCGUCCGUGAAUUGAGCCACAAUCUUCCGAGCUGGACUCCCUCAAAUAGCCGGAAAGAUGAAGGCAGCAGACGAGCCUGCCUACCUGACAGUGGGGACGGAUGUCAGUGCCAAAUACAGAGGAGCAUUCUGUGAGGCCAAGAUCAAGACUGUUAAACGCAUGGUGAAGGUGAAGGUCAAUCUGAAAGGUGAGAGUACGUCCCAGGUGGUGCAGGAUGACCAAAUCAAAGGACCACUGAGGGUGGGCUCCACUGUGGAGGUGAAGACAAACGAGGGUAUAUCCAGCGAGGCUGUCAUCAGUAAGCUGACAGACGCCAGCCUCUACACUGUGGUGUUUGACGAUGGAGAUGAGAAGACUCUUCGUCGUACGUCUCUGUGCCUGAAGGGAGAGAGACAUUUUGCAGAGAGCGAGACGUUGGACCAGCUGCCGCUGACCAACCCGGAGCAUUUCGGCACUCCGGUCAUCGGCAAGAAGUCAAACCGUGGGGGGCGCCGUUCAUCUCAGGCUGUGGCUGAUGAGGAGAAUGAGUCUUCGUCUAGUGAGGAUGAGGAGGACGACAGGAGGAGGCUGAACGACGAGCUGCUGGGAAAGGUCUGCAGUAUUGAGAAUGAGGAGCCCAGCAGCUGGUACCUGGCUCUGGUGGUGUCUCCCAGCUGUCACGAUGAGCUGGUGGUGAAGAAGGAUCAGUGUCUGGUCAGAGCCUUCAGCGACUGCAAGUUCUACACGGUGGCAAGGAGACAUGUCCACACUGUCAGCUCCAUCAGCAUCUCUGAGUACUCCUGCAGGAGAGGGUUUGAAGCAGCCGAGGAGUUCCUAAAGACCGGGGAGGUCCCAGAUGUCUGGAAGAUGGACAUGAGUCAGAUCCUGGACUCUUCCUCCAGCGAUGAUGAGGACGAUGAAGAUGAGAAGGAGAGUGAUGAGGAUGAGGAGGAUGAAGACGAGAAGAAAAAGAAGAAACACAUAAAGGAGGAGCCGGAGGAGGAGCCAGAUCCAGAGGAGAGAGACCACUUCCUGCAGCAGCUCUACAAGUUCAUGGAGGACAGAGGAACUCCCAUCAACAAGCCUCCAGUGUUGGGUUAUAAAGACCUGAACCUCUUCAAGCUCUUCAGACUGGUCUAUCACCAUGGAGGCUGUCACAAGAUUGAGUCUGGGACCGUGUGGAAGCAGGUCUACAUGGAUCUGGGAAUCCCCGUCCUCAACUCUGCUGCUUCCUACAACGUCAAGACGGCCUACAAGAAGUACCUGUACGGGUUUGAGGAGUACUGCCGCUCCGCCUCCAUCACCUUCAGGACCAUCCAUCACAACAACCCCCGCCCUCCCACCACAGCGGCAAAUCACAAGCCACCGGCAGCAGAGAUUAAAGAGCCCUCCACACCACCGAUGAAGGCAGAGGCUGAGGAUGACAAGGUGGAGGAGGCGGAGUCAGAGAGUGAGAGCGAAGAGGAAGAGGAGGAGGUGAAGGAGAGACAGUUGUCCCCGAGGGGGAGGAGGAGGUGUGUUGGGAAUCAGGUGAAGCCAGACAGAGAGUCGCCCUCAAGACCAGAGAAGAGAGGGGGAGGAGACAGCGUUGAGGAGCAGAGGGAGGUGAGAAGACGCAGCAACAGAAGAAUGGAAGACUCUGAGAAAGGCUCUGAGGAAGAGGAGGAGGAUGAGGACGACGAAGAGGAUGAGGAGGGGGAGAGGAGGAGAGGAGACGGUGAGGAUGAGGAGGAUGGGGACUCUGUGACGGGGACGAAGGUCCGGGUGAAGUACGGCAGAGGGAAGACUCAGAAGAUCUACGAGGCUCACAUCAAGAAGACGGACGUGGACAACGGAGAGCAGUUUUACCUGGUUCACUACUACGGCUGGAACGUCAGAUACGAUGAGUGGGUGAAGGCUGACCGGAUCAUCUGGCCAGCGGAGAAAGGGACGAAGAAGAGACAGAGGAAGAAGGUGAAGAACAAGGACGAGGUGGAGCGGGACAGAGACAAAGAGGAAGAGAAGCCGCCAUCGCUGCCGGUGGGGAAGCCUCCAGGAGGGAAGCGAGGUCGUCCUCAAAUCAGGACGACGCCCACAGGCUCAGCGGGACGCAGCGUCUCCAAAACACCCAGCACAGAAGGACGUUCCAACGGCAAGAGAACGGAGACGCCGUCCAGCAUGGCCAACGGAGACAACACUCCUCGCAGGAGAACCAGGAGAACGUCGGGAAUGUACGACUCCGACAGAGCAUCCAAUGAGGAUUCUGGGAACUCAUCAGAGGACAGCGAAACAGAAGACCCACCUGACAAGAAGCCGUCGCCCUGGCGAGGGAGGACUGAAGCCCCACCCUGCCAGAAGGAGAAGGAGAAGGAGGAGGAGGUGAAGGAGGACACGAAUGAGGUCACCAGUGUCACAACGACCGCCAGUGAAAAUGACAGUGCUGUUGCCGCGGCAAUAGCAAGUCAGCUGCCUGUCGCCACGGCACCGCCGAGUCCCAGCACACCUCCGAAAACGGACAAAUUCCUGAGCCAAUCAGAAAAGGAGGAGGCGGAGCAGAGGGAGGAGCCAACAGUAGAAGCUGCCAUGUUGCUCGUUCAACUGGAUAAGGAGGAAAAAACGUCUCCGGAGCGAGUCAUGAAGACGCUGUCUGUCCAAGAGACGGACAAAACGUCCCCCAGCAGGGCGUCUCCUCUGCCUGACAACAACUUGCCUCCUGAGGAGCAGCUGUCCUCCCCUCAGCCUGUCCCUGCAGAAGAAGAGGACAGCAGGUCCACUCCUCUGUCCUCCCCCAGGUCCAAAGGGCGUAGGGCCCUCCUCAGGGAGGCGGGAUCUGAAACUCCUCCCAGAAUACCCCUCUGCACCCCAGCCCCCACUGCCAGCCCCUCCCAUGUGGCAUCUCCUCCUCGCGGCGUCCUAAAGAGACAGGAUGAGCCCAUGGUGGUUCUUCACUUCCUCCCCACUCAGCACCUCCCCCCUGAGUCUCCCGCCGCUGACUCUGACACAGACUCCGCCACAGAGGAGGAGCAGGAGGAGGAGGAGGGGCGGUUAUCUGAAGAGAGGAGCAGCUCCACGCUUAAACGUAAAGCAGCAGAGCAACGAGCAGCAGACAAGAAGCUCCGCCCCGACAGGAGGCAGGAGGAGGCCGCCUCCCCGAAAACUUCCCCUGCCCCACCCAAGAUGAACCUCUCCUCCCCCCUCCGCAGGGGGGAGUCAGAGAGAAGAAGUGAGGGAGUAAUGAAGACAGAGGAGUGGCCCCGCCCGAUGGAGGAGACGCCGAGGAAGGUGUCAGAGGAGCGUCUUAUGGGUGGAGCCACAAAGGAGUCAGAGGUGCACACUGGGACGCCAACUCCUGCUCCGGAGGCCCCGGGCCCCUCCCCCGCAGAGGAGCUGGAGAUCGGCCCCGACGCACUGGUCUGCCACGAGGUGGACCUAGACGACCCAGAUGAGAAGGAGAAGCCUUCCACCGCCCCAGAGCACCUCCUCCUGAUGAUGAGGGAGUCACAACCAGCUCCGCCCCCGCUGCCCAGCCUCCUCCACACCUCCCUCCCCUCCCCACACACCCCCCACCUCCCCCAGCCGCAGCUCAGGCCCUUCAUGCCAGUCACAACACCCAGCGCUGCCGCCUGCCCUGAGGAGCUCCACCCAGCCAGGAGCGCUGCUGAGGAGGAGAGAGGAGUAACAAGGGGGGAGCAGGAGGGAGACUCCAGUCCCGGGUUUGAUGGCAGCGCCUCCUCUUCCUCCACCUCCCUUCUGUCACUGCAGGAUACGAAGGACAGAGGUCAGAAGAGGGUGAUGGACUGUAACUCGAGCCCGACGGCCAAGAAACAGAAACGCAACCAGAAACGACCAAACACACCUGGGAAGGUGGAGAAGAACGGAGCAGGUCACAGCAGUGACAGUGAGGACCAGUCUCGUCUGUCUCUGUCUCAAAAGUCUCACAAGUCUCGUUGUCCAGGUCUCUCAUCUCCGUCGUCUCACAGUAAAGACAAACACAACUUCUCCCCUCAGAGGACGUACAAGUGGACCUUCCAGAUCGAUGAGCUGGACAGCAUGUCGAGCACAGAGAGGAUCUCCUUCCUGCAGGAGAAGCUGCAGGAGAUCAGGAAGUACUACAUGACCCUGAAGUCGGAGGUGGCGUCCAUCGACAGACGGAGGAAGAGACUGAAGAAGAAGGAGAGAGAAGUGUCCAACACAACGGCGUCCACGUCGUCGGGCUCCUCAGACACAGGUAUGAGUCCGUCCUCGGCCUCCCCGACUCAGAACACCGUCGCUGUGGAGUGCAGGUGAUGACACGCCCACCAGUGACACGCCCACAUCAUCAGCCACAGCCCUUCCAACCACAGACUCCGCCCACUCAGCCAGCUCUGAGGGCAUGAUGGGAAAAAAAACAAAAUCCCUCCAGGUCAGAGGGGGGAGGGGGAUAGGGGACUACCACCUGACAUUAGCCCCGCCCCUCACUUGUGGACUGACUUCCUGUUUGAGGAGAGAAAGGAGACAGAAAAAUCAGCUGUCUGUUCAGCCGCCACAGAACACUUUCGUUCCUUUCUUCCCUCCUUCCUCCCUUCCUUCCCUUCCUCCAGUGCGUCAGUGCAUCUCCUAAUUUCAAAAUAAAGUGAGAGGUAAUUUUCUCUGGUUUAAUUUUCUUUAAGUUCAAACAGGAAACAGAUUCCUGAAGCUCAUUAUGCAAUCUUUCUUUUCUUUUUCUUUUCUCGUUAACUCAGCGUUUUUUAAGAAAACAAGAAAAGAUAAAAAAAAAAAAAGUUUCCUGACUUCCUGCUGUGAAUGUUUUUGGUCUUUUUUAUACGGAAUCAGAGCUUUUAUUUUGGUAAAAACAAACAAAAAAAAUGUCCAAAAAGUUUCUGAUGUCACAGUCGGAGAGAAAAUUAAAUAUUUGUAGAGACAGGUUGGUUUUUUUUGUUAUUUUUGUGUAAAAUAAUUAAAAUAAAUCUUAUUUAUUCAGUUUUCUAAUGUGUGUUGGUCGUAUGGAAGAUCAUUACUGCCAGGAAAAUAAACUGAGCAUAGAAAACUCAUUUAGAGAUUGUAAAAUAAUUAAAUGAAAAAUACUCAUAAUAAAAAUGGCAUGAUUUUGAUUUAAAAAGUCUUAAAAUUUUUGAUGUAAACUUAAUAAGUGUAACUUCCAUAUCUCAUGAUUUUGAUUGAGGAAAUUGAAGAUCAGAUCUCAUUGUUUGAACUGGCUAAAUCUGGAUUUGAAUCACAAUUCGUUCACUUUGUUACUCAAAGUCUUAAAAUGCCAUUUUAAUCUAAAAAAUUUCAAUUGAAAAAAUGAAACUUCUACUAAUUUUCAAUUGACUAAUUCAAAAUUAAAAUAAUGUGACUUUUUAUCUCAAAAUUCUGACUUGAAAGUUCAUUAAUUACAAAAAAAAGUAAAUUUAUCAUCUCAAUGUUCCUUUAGUUAAUUAAAAUUGAGACUUUGAUAUUUACUUUUGACUUAAAAACUUUGUCAGUAUUCUGACCUCAAGUGAUUUUGAAUUUAAUUUUUUGAAAAACGUCUGUAAUGUGGCCUCAUCUCUCGACUCUGACUCGUUAAUAUUUAUGACUCGUGGUCAUGAUUCAUACCACGAGUAUCCUUCAUAUUUCAUCGGUUUAUUUUUCUUCUGGCGGCUUUGAUCUUCUGUACAAUUAGCACUGAUGUUGCUCCUGGAGAACCUCUGCUGCACUCCCCGACUCUUCUUCUGUGGUUUCUGUCUGACAGACGGCUGUUUCCUCAACAUUUCUGUGUUUGUACAUAAAAGCUCGGAGUAAAGAAAAGAAUAAAACACACCAUGUAUUUGAGAAGUACGUUUUACACGCCUGUAAAGAAUGAUUUAUAAUAUUUUUUAAGAGAAGACUGUUUGUAUUAUGAACUCCUCCUCUGUUGUUUUUUUCUAUGUGGUGUUUUGUUAGCGGCGGUUCGAGAGCGACGACUGUAAAUACACACAAACACACACACACACACUUCCUCCUGAAAAGAGAAGCCAUGUUGGAACUGUGUGACAAUAAACAGCUCUCUGUUUCUAAUAAAGUUUUUAAAUAUG